CACAAGUCGUCUGUGUUUUCUUUCUCAUUGUCUGAUAAUCAUUGUUGCUAACUGGUCGUCUUUUUGACCUCUGACGUCUGAUAAAGUGAGUACCAAACGACGUCACAACAUUGUGGGAUUCUGUCACGCGUAUAUCUUCUCCUUCCGUCGUUUGCUCAUCGCUAUUCCUGCUACCGUCAACUCAUCACCCACCGUCCUCCCCUCCUCCUUCUAUCGUUAGUUUGUCGUCGUCGUCGUUGCUGACAUCAACAUGGGCAAACAAAACAGCAAGCUGAAGCCUGAGGUGCUGGAAGAUCUCCGCCAUCAGACACAGUUCAGCGAGGAAGAGCUGCAGGAAUGGUACAAAGGCUUCCUCAAGGACUGCCCCAGCGGUCAUCUGUCUGUUGAGGAGUUCAAAAAGAUCUACGGAAACUUCUUCCCCUAUGGCGACGCCUCGCGCUUCGCGGAGCACGUGUUCCGCACGUUCGACACCAACGGAGACGGCUCCAUCGACUUCCGUGAAUUCAUCUGUGCGCUCAGCGUGACCUCCAGAGGUCAACUGGAGCAGAAGCUGCGCUGGGCCUUUAGCAUGUAUGACCUGGACGGGAACGGGUAUAUCUCUCGUCAGGAAAUGUUGGAGAUUGUCACGG
Molecule: messenger RNA, 629 nt
Organism: Aplysia californica (California sea hare)
Lineage: Eukaryota; Metazoa; Mollusca; Gastropoda; Aplysiida; Aplysiidae
Product: neurocalcin
Molecular function (GO): calcium ion binding
Source: RefSeq, marked provisional